UCAAGGCAAAGGGGCUGGGCGGUCGAAGUUGGGACAAUUUACGGUGGUUUCUGCUGCUGGAUAGUCGACGACAAUAAGGAUAUGUAUACGGCUAGUAUGUGUAGAAACCUGUUUUUGUGUCCUUUAGCGGAGUAAGGAGGAUACAUAUGUCAACUAAUUUUCUACUUAAACGAGGAGUUUGAUGUAUUUCGCUUGAAAUUUGUAGCUUAACUAAAAAUACCCUCCCUUUUCGAACCGAGGAUGAUUUUUGCUAAUUCUGGAAACCCACUAAGGACUCCGUAUCGUAAACAGCCACACGUUGCCCCAUCGUCACACCCCAUGGCUCCACCCAGUCCGAGCACCAACAGCAGCACUAACAACAGCAGUAGCAGUAGCACUGCAGGCUGGGACCAGCUGAGCAAAACAAACCUCUACAUCCGAGGCCUGUCCCCUUCAACCACAGACCAUGACCUGGUCAAGCUCUGUCAGCCGUAUGGCAAAAUUGUAUCAACGAAGGCUAUUCUGGACAAGACUACAAACAAAUGUAAAGGAUAUGGCUUUGUGGACUUUGACAGCCCCGCUUCAGCUCAGAAGGCUGUGGCUGCCCUGAAGACUACUGGUGUCCAAGCUCAGAUGGCAAAGCAACAAGAACAAGACCCCACAAACUUGUAUAUCUCCAACUUGCCUUUGUCUGUGGAUGAGCAGGAGCUAGAGAAUAUGUUAAAGCACUUUGGCCAGGUCAUAUCCACACGCAUCCUGAGAGACUCCAGUGGAGCCAGCAGAGGUGUGGGCUUUGCCAGGAUGGAGUCAACUGAAAAAUGUGAUGCAGUCAUUUCUCACUUCAAUGGAAAGUAUAUUAAGACACCUGCAGGUGUUCCAGCACCCUCUGAACCCUUGCUGUGCAAGUUUGCUGAUGGAGGGCAGAAAAAGAGACAAAGUCAGAAUAAAUUCGCCCAGAAUGGUCGGGGUUGGGCAAGGGACGGUGACUCGAGACUGGCUGGAAUGACACUCACGUAUGACCCCAGUGCGGCUGCAAUGCAAAAUGGAUUUUUCCCACCAGCAUACAGCAUUUCAAACAGGAUGAUUGCUCAAACGUCCAUAUCUCCUUACAUGUCUCCGGUUUCAACAUACCAGGUGCAGAAUCCAUCCUGGGUGCCUCAUCAACAGUACAUCAUGCAGCACCCCGGUACCGUGAUAUCGCCCUCUAUGGACCCAUCUAUGUCACUGCAGCCUGCUUCAAUGAUGGCCCCCCUCACACAGCAGAUGAGUCACCUCUCUCUGGGUAGUGCAGGAACGUUUAUGGCCGCCAACACAGCUAUGCAAGGAGCAUAUAUCCCACAGUAUGCACACAUGCAGACCGCUCCUGUUCCUGUGGAGGAAAAUGGUGCACAGUCACAAGUGGACUCAUCCAGAAAUCAUUCCCCAUAUUCAUACCAACCAACCAAGUAGUGCUGAGGUAACAUUUGGACAACAGCUAAAACAAUCAUGUCUACAAAUGCAAUGGACGCUAAGGAUCUUUUCACUGUUUUUGCACAGGUUCUGCAAAUGUUUAAGUGAGACUAUUUUUGGUAUAAUUUUCAGAGAGAAUAUCUGAGUUCAUCCAAUGCUUCAAACUAUAUAAAAAAAAAAGUUUUGACAAAGUUUUAUUUUCAUACUAGAACGUUUAUUUUUUACCAAGGAUUGCUGCAGGAUACAAGGAAGAAUCAUGUGACUAGUUGUUCCAAGUGCAUGAUAGUCUUGAUAUGUCUUUUGUUAAUAUUUCCAAAUACUUUUUUUUUCCUGACGAUUUUUUUUUCAGCCAGACAUUUUGAAAAUGCCGUUUUUGUGCUUGCUGUGUGAGUGUUGCUAUGGUGAAGUAUUAACUGUCGUUUUCUUGUAAAGUGAUUUCUCCUAGUACUUUAGAUUGAUCUUGCUGUCUAAUUAAAAUUUGCCUUAAUAGUUUUGAUACAGUAGUUGUACAGACCACCACAGACAGUGGUAAUAAGCAAAAGCUGUCACCUUUGAAAUCAGCCACAUAGGACGAAAAAAAAAAGAAAUAAAAUAAAACCUGUGUUUUUGCUUUUUCCCUCCCAGGACUGCUAGAAAAGUAGAGGUAAUUUUAGAGAACAAUGUUUUGAAUGAAAUGACUCAACAUCUGAUGAUUUUAUUGGAUGUAAUAUUUAUUUAGUAAGAAGGCCCUACAUGUUUCUGGAUGUUGAAAUGGUGAAAUUCUGUUGAAAGAUAACCUUUUGAAUCUUGCCUUUUUGAAUACUUGGUAUUGUAGAGUAGCUGAAAUUGAUCUUGGUGGGUUAGGGGAAAGGGAGGGGACUAAUGUAUUUUAUUUGUUUGUCAUGCUUUUGUCUUUUUGGAUGAUGUAAAUUGUUAUUUUGAUGGGGGUGUGUCUUUUUCACUUUUAUUUGAAAAACUAAGAGGAAAACAUGAACUCAUGAUUGUGAAAAAAAAAACAACUCAUCACAGCCUUGUAAUAGAACUGAGUUGGGGGGUAAAAUGAGAUGAGAUGAAUAUGUGUAUUUAAUUGCACCUCACUCUUUGAUAAGAAACAAACAAACUUGGCACUUUCAAUUGUAGUUUAUUUCACCAAAGAUUGUGUGCUAGUACAGUGAGGGAAUAGCAUCAUUUGUCUCUUUAACCAAGACAUAAGUGACUCUGCAAACUAAAUUGCAGUUUGGACAGUGUGCCUUUUUUGUACAUUUGCAUUCAGUUUUCAUAGGUGUUAGUACAGUACAAACACACACAAGCAUGAAGGAAGGCCUGGAUCCAACAAGUGCCACAGAUGAAUUCAUACUUACAUGCACCAUUAUAGUAAAUAUUAAGUUUAAAAGAAAACAAUUGAAACAAUGAACAGAUGGUGCUAUGAUUGCAAUCUGAUAGGACAUAGCACUAAA
Molecule: messenger RNA, 2864 nt
Organism: Toxotes jaculatrix (banded archerfish)
Lineage: Eukaryota; Metazoa; Chordata; Actinopteri; Toxotidae
Gene: rbms1b
Product: RNA-binding motif, single-stranded-interacting protein 1
Exons: 13
Coding region: 241-1428 (395 amino acids)
Cellular component (GO): nucleus; ribonucleoprotein complex; cytosol
Molecular function (GO): poly(A) binding; poly(U) RNA binding; mRNA 3'-UTR binding
Source: RefSeq, a predicted model, not a curated record